CAUCCAAUAAUGAAGGGACCCUCUGCAUUUAUUUCUCACCGCACAAAACGUGUAUUCAACUGCUUGAGUCUGCAAAUACACUUCGCUACGAGGAUAUUACGCUGAAUGUGGCGUUGAAAUGUGUCUUCAGUUGCGCUAUUCAUUAGCUGUUUGUGCGCAUUAUUUCUAACUGCCUGGCCAUACUGACUUGACCUGAACUAGUUAAAAUGUCCCAACUCGAAAGGGCGAAGUCUGCACAGCAACAAGAAUCAUGAUUGCGUUGCGCACUGCCUAAGCAUCUAGUGCGCUUCUGGUCCAAUUGCUGAUGCUUUCCGCCUGCAAAAUCUGCCACAACCGUGGUAAUACCUUGACAACCGGACCCGGGCAAACCGAGAAACAUUUUUGACAACUCGACGGCGGGGAAUCUUUUUUCUAAAUCAAUACGUUGAAGUUUGUUGGACAGGUCCUCGGAUAUUCCUGCACGAAAGUUCUCACGCGACAAUUAAAAAUGAAGUACUGGUGCACUCAGAAGUCUUCAUCAUCAGGCAAUCUGACCUAAUAUAUUUGGUUAACCUGUCAUGCCUCUUCCACAGAAUCGUUUGAUAUGCAUUGAAAAAUAUCGUCUGCUCGAUGCAAAUGUAAAAAAAAAAAUAAAAUAAAAAAGCUUGCAGGCUAAGCUUCACAUGGAUGCAGUUUCUCAUUCUCAGGCAAUUUGGUUCUAUAAUGUAUUCACUGUAGACUAGUAACGCAUUCUCGCAAAACCAAACAAAUAGGCUACUUGGUUUAUUGCGCGUAAUAUGGAUGAUGUCUAAAAUGAUACUAGACAGCACUGAGUGCUCUGGACUUCACAAUCGGAUACGAUGGAGCUCUUGGAGGAGGAUCUCACAUGCCCAAUAUGCUGCUGUCUUUUCGAGGACCCGCGAGUUCUGCCGUGCUCUCACAGCUUCUGCAAGAAGUGUCUCGAGGGCAUCCUGGACGGUAACCGGGGACCUGCAUGGAGACCACCGUUUAAAUGUCCGACCUGUCGAAAGGAGACCGUGCACAACGGCAUCGCGAGCUUGCAAGUCAAUUACUCCCUACGUGGCAUCGUGGAGAAGUACAACAGGAUUCGAGUGAUGCCGAGGAUGUCUCUCUGCCGAGUUCACAGCGGACAACCGCUCAACAUUUUCUGCGCCACGGAUCUGAAGCUCAUCUGUGGUUUUUGCGCCACGACAGGUGAUCAUAAAGGACACAAGUUUUGCGCGCUGGAGGAGGCGUACGAACGCGAGAAGCUCGCGUUUGAGGAGUUGUUUCGUGUCGUGGAGGGCUGGAGGGGCGAGGAGGUGCAUUCGUGCCUGGAAUCGUUAGAGGGAGCGAAGAAGAAAGCGCUGGAGAGGGUGUCGCGGGACGCAGAUCGAGUCUCUGAGUACUUUGACAAACUUUUGCGCACGCUGGGGCACAAACGGAGAGAGAUCCUCUCGGACUUGGAGACUCUGAAGCUCGCGGUCAUGCAGACCUUUGACCCCGAGAUCAACCAGCUCCGUUCGGUGCUCGAGGAGCAGCGGCGCGCACUCAGCAUCGCCGAAUCCUUCCGUUCGCUCUCGGACCCGCUCACUUUCCUCCAGCAGAUGCAGGACUUCAGGGAAAAGCUGCGCGUCAUUCGGGGAACGCCGCUGCCGUCGCAGACGGCCGUGGAUGUGGGUUUGCUUGGCCUGCAGAGCUUCGAUGUGAAGGAAUGGGACCGGGUGCUUCUUGGAGAGGUGGACAAGCUGUGCGCCCCCUACGAGAGCAGCACCUACCUGGCUUCGCAGCCCUCUGCUGCCGCUCCGCGCUUCUCCCGUGUGCAGUGGAGAGUUGUUCUGGUUAUAUGUGCGUGCCUCCCCGCGCUGAACUUUCUCCCGUCGGACUGUCUCGCUCUGGGCUUCCAGGAUAAGGUGGUCGCACUCAGUGGCUUUUCUCUGCCCGGUCCUGGAGAGAUUGUGCGCUGGUUUGGGUUCUGCUGGAAAGAAGCGGAAGCGAUCUGCACGCUACUAACCGAGCUGUGUCGGAACUGUAUCUUGGACCUGAUAAACACAACAUCAGAUUUCAUCAGCUGAUUUGAUAACUUCAUUCAUUAGGUCCCAGGAAUUGAUGCUGCAGCACAUCACGGCCUGCAUCUCUGUAUCACCACAAACCAUUCUGUGCUGCUACACCAUCACCUAGAGAGGGUCCCUCUCUCUCAAUCACACACUCACACCCUCGGCAACAUGACCAAGCACUGCCAGAAUCACAGAGCGAGUGACUCCUCUCCUCUGCUCUCUCUCUCAGCAGGGCUUGAGGCAUUCCAGGACUCCAUCUGAAACACAGAAGAGAGGAGGACGCUUGAGUGAGAACAUACACACAGUAGCUGGACGUGAUGCUGUCAGUUUGCAGUAAAAUACUUCAGUGUCUACUACUGUGUUUGCCUG
Molecule: messenger RNA, 2405 nt
Organism: Sinocyclocheilus rhinocerous
Lineage: Eukaryota; Metazoa; Chordata; Actinopteri; Cypriniformes; Cyprinidae
Product: tripartite motif-containing 13-like
Exons: 3
Coding region: 840-2054 (404 amino acids)
Biological process (GO): protein monoubiquitination
Molecular function (GO): ubiquitin protein ligase activity; zinc ion binding
Source: RefSeq, a predicted model, not a curated record